CCUCCUGUCCUAUAUGCUUCCUGAUCUUCACCCAUCAUGGGCAGGGAAAACUUUUAGGCUGCAUCUGCACCUCUCCUCUGGUCAGCCCUGGAACUUUCUUCCUCCUCAAUUUUUGCUCUCCCUCUCCUGGACUUUAAUUGACCCUCUUCAGAGAACCUUAGGUCACCGUCACGGUGACCCUUUGGUAUAUUUAUCCUUUUUCAUCUUCAGGGGAAUUGAAUAUAUUUUGGUUGUGACUGUUCUUCCUUGUAGGGGCUCUGUGCAAGGACUCAUCCUUGACGAUCAGGACUCAAACAGGAUUAGGGAGGUGGCAGUCCAUGUUAUUUUUUUCUCGACAACUUUUUUGUUGUUGUUGCCCUAAAGGAUUAAUUGCUGAAAUUACAUAUUCAAACCAGCAUGACUGAGGGAGUCGAAGGUACAGUAUCUACACAAGUCUAACGCGAUCCUCCACCACAACCAUGGUCAUAGAGAGCAAAAACGGGGAGGCAGGACAGCCCCUAGUCAGGGUGUCUAAGAGGACUGUGACUGACGACCUGUACACCACCUUCAGUUCCCCCAUGGCCUGGAUCCUGGUCCUAGCCCUGGUCAUCACCUGGUCCUGCGUGGCCAUCAUCAUGUUUGACCUGAUGAACUACAAGGGCAUCACAGGGGUCCCCCCACCUCCCGCUGUCAGGAAAGCAAUUAAGGAGGCAGGGAGGUCUAGAGGAAGCAUUCAGCAUAUCAACUCAGAUCCCAUGAAAGUGGUGAACGAGGCGGUGGAGGAGUCCACUGGCUGGGGCAACCUGCUUCUGACCUUUGCCUCCAACCUGGUAGCACCUGAGGAGGAGGAGGAAAUGGAAGGUGAGCUACAUCCUGUGAAGAAAAAAGUAAAACCGCCCCCAAAAGAUAUAGGAUGGUACGUUGAAGAGGAUCAUCAUGCUGAAAGUGAGAAGGGUGGAACAGAAGGCACCAUGGCCAUGCUUUCCAGGUUUAUAGCUGCAUUCCUACCAUCCAGAAAACAAGUUGCAGGGAUGUUUGCAGAGGAAAAAGAACCAGUUGCUAAAGUAAAGGACGAAGAAGAAGAUGAAGACGAGGAUGAGGAGGAUGAGGAAGAAGUGGAAGAUUAUGAUGAGGAUGAGGAUGAAGAAGAAGAGGAGAAUGAGAAUGAGGUUGAAGGGGGAGAAGAUGAGGAUGAAGAAGAAGAAGCUGAUGAUGAGGAUGAGGAAGAAGAUGAAGAAGAGGACAAGGAAGCAGCAGCUGAGGUUGAUAUAGAUGAGGAUGAGGAUGAGGAUGAUGAUGAUGAAGAGUAUGAGGCUCCCAUUCUGAUUGAUGUUGAUGACACAGAGACAGAAGCUUCUGCUGGAGAUGAUGACAGAGAGGAGGAUGACACCACAGCUGAAGCUGAAACUGAAGCAAUUACAGAUGAGGAUGCCAGUGAUACUGCUGGUGCUUCCAGUGAUGAUGACCAUAAUGAAGAGGAUGAAACCAAUGAUGCCAGUGCUGAAGUCACAGAGGAUGCUCCUGCUUCUACUGCAAAUGACAAUGACGAUGAUGAUUAUGGUAAAGAGGAGGAAAUUGAUGUCACAGAAGAUGUUGUUUAUGACAUCCAGGACGAUGACAUUGAUAUUGUUGCAGAACAAGUAGAUGCUGUUGCCUCUUCUGCAGAUGAUGAUGAUGAGGAUAAAGAUGAUGAGGAAGAUGAUAGCAUAGAUGAUGACAAAACAGAUGAUGAUGCUAAACCCAUUGACCUAGAAGAUGACGAUGAUGACGAUGAUGAUAUCAAGGUCAAUCUUGCUGAUAGUGAGGGUAUUGAUAUCUCAGACACAUUAGCUGAGGAUACAACUGAUGACUCUACAGAUAGUUUAGAGGACACUGAUGAUGACGACGACGACAUUGUCAAUGAGGACAGUGGUGCCAUCGUUGAUUCAGUUGACAAAACACUGGAGGAUUCAGGCGAGACUGUUUGUGAUGUCGCAGACAUUUCUGGUGACACAGCAUAUGAUGAUGAUGAGGGGAAGGAUGCAGCUGAAGUGAUUGGCAAAGAUGUUGACAUCACACCAGAAGCCUUUGAUAGUUCUGCUCCUGAGGAAGAUGAUCUAUCCAAGGAUGAAGAAGAGGAGGAUGAUGAUGGCAUUGAUGACCUUCUUUUGACAGUAACGCCACCUGUUGAAGAAACAAUAACCCCACUUUCUGAAGAGGCUAAAGAGACUGAAGUAGAGGAAAAGACAGAAGAGAUCCAAGAGAUCAUCCCUCCAGAAGCACCAGAAGAGGAGGAGGAGACUGAGGAACCAUCUGCUGAACCAGAGCUGACAAUAGAGGAAGCUUUGGAAGAAGAGGUAGUGGGGGACGAGACAGCAGAGCCCGAAUCCAAGGAGGAGGUAGAACCCAUCACUGAUACCAAGGAAGAGGAGGAGGAGGUAGCACCAGAGCAUGAACUUGAAGAGGUGGUGGUAGCAGCAUUGCCUGAAGCCGAGGAGGAAGAUGAGGUAGCUCCUGAGCCCGAGGAGGAGGUAGAACCUGCAGUCAAAGAGGUAAAGGUCCAGCAAGCUGCUACUCCUGCACAUCAAGUAGUGUGCCCUUGUAUGCAUUCAUCAAAACCAAAAGAACCUGAAAUUGAGCCAGCGGAGGAAAAAGCUAAACAUGUCAAGAGGAAAGUAGCCAAGCAAGCUAAAAAGGCCACUCCUGACCGGAAGAAGGCCCCUAAAAAGGAACCAGUGGUGAGAACUAAGAGAGAACGAGACAUGUGCAAGCCAGUUGAGAACACAAAAAGGAAAGAGGUUGCAAGGCAAUUGGAGUUGGAAGAGGCAAUCAGAAAGAGAGAACUCAGACUUAAAAAGGAAGAGAAGGAGAAGUCCACAAAGAAAGUAUCAGAUUCUCAACAUGUAGAUGCGGGGUUACCUGCACCUGCACCAGUUCCCACCUGUCAACCCACACCAGUCUACUGGCCAUCAUCACCUCCUGGCUGGUAUCUGCAUCACAUAUUCACAGACAAUCCAUUCCCACCUACAACUAUGACAGCAUCUCCGGUGCAUAUUCCAACAGCUCAUCGAACUCAGUCAUUUUAUCAAGCUCCUCCAGCGUAUCAAGUUUAUCAAGCUGAACCAGCACCUGCACCAGCUACUCAACCAGCUGAACCAGCACCUGCACCAGCUACUCAACCAGCUGAACCUACACAUGCACCAGCUACUCAACCAGCUGAACCAGCACCUGCACCAGCUGAACCAGCAACUCAACCAACUGAACCAGCACCAGCACCUGGACUUGCACCGACAACUCAACCAGCUUCAUGGACUCAAGAACCACAGGCUCCCAAAGAAAAGCAGAAGGCUGGCACCAUAAAGAAGGUUCCAAAGGAAAAGACCAAGGCAGCUGCCCCAAAGAAGGAGCCAGAGCCCCCUAAAGAAAAUGUUAAGAAGCAAGACGCUGUGGUGUCCAAAGAGAAGGUCAAACCAGCUGUUGUAAAGAAAGAAGCUGUUGUCUCCAAAGAAAAGACAAAACCUACCACAAUGAAGAAAGAGGUUGUUGUUUCCAAAGAUAAAGCUAAAACAACAGCUGCCAAGAAAGAGCCUGUGGAAAAGGACAAAAUAACUCCUACGAAGAAAGAGCCUGCAAUCUCCAAAGACAAAGUGAAGACAAAGACUACCAAGACAACCACAAGCACUUCCAAGAAAGUUGUUUCAGAACCUGAGCCCCUAAAAGAGAAAGCCACUCCGAGAGUCCCCACUAUGAGGAAAGGGAACCACACAAAUGUAGUGGUGCCAAUGGUAAAAGCCAUGACUAGAGUUGUCGCUAUAAGACCCAUCCCUACAACAAAAGUGACAGAGGAGAAGCUAUCCAAAGAACCUGAGACAGAGAAAACAAAAGCGGCAGAGAAAAAAGAGGUUGUUGUUUCCAAAGAUAAAGCUAAAACAACAGCUGCCAAGAAAGAGCCUGUGGAAAAGGGCAAAAUAACUCCUACAAAGAAAGAGCCUUCAAUCUCCAAAGAAAAAGCCAAGACAAGCACUACCAAGACAACCACAAGCACUUCCAAGAAAGAAGCUGUUGUCUCCAAAGAAAAGACAAAACCAAUCACAAUGAAGAAAAAGGUUGUUGUUUCCAAAGAUAAAGCUAAAACAACACCUGCCAAGAAAGAGCCUGCGGAAAUGGCCAAAAUAACUCCUAUGAAGAAAGAGCCUGCAAUCUCCAAAGAAAAAGUCAAUACAAGCACAACCAAGACAACCACAAGCACUUCCAAGAAAGAACUUCGUGCUGCACAAGUCAAAGCUGAACGGUCGCUUGUAAAGAAUGUUGUUUCAGAACCUGAGCCCCUAAAAGAGAAAGCCACUCCGAGAGUCCCCACUAUGAGGAAAGGGAACCACACUAAUGUAGUGGUGCCAAUGGUAAAAGCCAUGGCUAGAGUUGUCGCUAUAAGACCCAUCCCUACAAAAAAAGUUUUAUCUCCUGCAGUGACAGAGGAGAAGCUAUCCAAAGAACCUGAGACAGAGGUUGUUGUUUCAAAAGAUAAAGCUAAAACAACAGCUGCCAAGAAAGGGCCUGUAGAAAAGGACCAAAUAACUCCUACAAAGAAAGAGCCUUCAAUCUCCAAAGAAAAAGCCAAGACAAGCACUACCAAGACAACCACAAGCACUUCCAAGAAAGAAGCUGUUGUCUCCAAAGAAAAGACAAAACCAAUCACAAUGAAGAAAGAGGUUGUUGUUUCCAAAGAUAAAGCUAAAACAACACCUGCCAAGAAAGAGCCUGUGGAAAAGGACAAUAUAACUCCUAUGAAGAAAGAGCCUGCAAUCUCCAAAGAAAAAGUGAAGACAAACACUACCAAGACAACCACAAGCACUUCCAAGAAAGUUGUUUCAGAACCUGAGCCCCUAAAAGAGAAAGCCACUCCGAGAGUCCCCACUAUGAGGAAAGGGAACCACACUAAUGUAGUGGUGCCAAUGGUAAAAGCCAUGGCUAGAGUUGUCGCUAUAAGACCCAUCCCUACAACAAAAGUGACAGAGGAGAAGCUAUCCAAAGAACCUGAGACAGCAAAAGACAAACCAAAAGCGGCAGAGAAAAAAGAAGACAAGGUAAAGGAUGUGAAGACAUCAGAUGCCAAAGCUAAAACCACACUCUCUGUGAAGACAGCCCAGCCCACUCAACCACAUAAAGCUGAGAAGACUGAGAAGAAAGCUGUGAAGGAGGCUAAAGAAGAAUCUCAGACUGACGAUAAUGCCAUGGACAAGAAGAAGCCAGGUCAGAAAGUAUUGCAGUGUGUUUUAAUGGUUGGAAAGAAUGCCCACUACCCUUUGCGACCUUCCACCCCUGGUAUGACCCCUGUGUCGAUGAGCCCAGCCAUGCGGUCCAUGAUGUUGCAGCAGGCGCAGCAGCAGAAAGCCAGAGCGGCGGGGCAGUAGACUAGCUCCUCACCUCCAUGCUGCUCCCUCUAGUCAGUCUGCACGACAGCCUUAACCAGGAUAAUCAGGGACUAAAGGGGAAGGAUGGAUGGACAGUACAGUACAGUAUUAUUUAUUUUUCUAUGACCGGUCGAGCUCCCGUGAGUUAAGUCAAUGAACUAUUUUCUUUUACCUGUGGCUUUGCCGCUUUUGAUAGCGCUCAGUGCUGAGUCCUUUGUGAUCUAUGUUUUUCAACAGAUUUAUUUAGAAGAAAAGGAGUGUAAGUUAAGCAAAUGUAAUUGAUCAUUUCUGUAAAUUUCAACCAAAUUCAAUGUACAUAUGCAUAUAAAUUGUAAUUAGGCUCAAGUUCAAUGUAUAUAAUGUACAUGUGAUAUCAACAUCCUGCCAUUUUCAUUUGUUGAAUAAUUACUUCACGUUAUAAUUUUUUCAUUUGUUACUUUUACCACAACAUUCAUAAUGACAUUCAUAGUGAGUUCAGAAUGACAAAACAGCUGUAAAUGGAUUUUAGGGUUGUACAUUAUCAAUGGCACUGUGAUUAAAAUUGAGUUUAGUUUUUAUUUCAUGUUUUGAUUCUAUUUUAUUAAGGAAACAAAUUGAACAUGCUAUACAAUAACAAAUGAACAAUAUAGCUCACUUUCUCCGAACAUGUCCAUGUCUGUAGGCUUCUGUUGAUGUGUGACAUACCCUGCCAUUAUUGCUGGAACAGGAAAUUCUAAGCCAUUUUUUAAGACUAUUGUAAUAGUUGAGCAUUAAAUAAACAGUGACAAACAUCAUAAUAAUUUAGAAAUUGUGUGCAUCACAGUUUGAUCAUGAAAGAGGAUCGAUAUUUGUAUAAAAAUUGCUGAAAUUGAUAUUUUAGAUUUGAAUAUAUCUGGUAUUUAGAAAGAAUAUUGUUUAAUUUUUAUUUUUAAUAUUCAUCAAAUUAGUUUGCCUGCCAAAGAUGACAAGAAGUUUUCACCUACAGUAAACGUUUCUACUCCUUGUCAGAUGUUAUUAGAUAAGGCAUGUUAACACUAACUGUAGUUAUCUGACCAGAUCUGCAUAAAACACAUAGCUUAAGAACACUGCAUUAUCACUCAUUACACACACUGUAAAGCAAGGUGAUGUUAUGUUGUAAUUUUUGUUUGAUAUGCUACUUCCAUGUAAAUAACUGCAUCAGCUUGUAUCUUGCUGCUUGGCAUGUUGGUAAAGAAUUGUGGGAAGAUGACUUUGGUACCAUUUCUCAUGGAAGCUCCCGUUGUUAACCAGAAUAACCUCUUCUCUCUCUCUCUCCUGAGGAGUGUGUGUGUGUACUGAGAAUGCAACACUAGAUCAAGUCAAUGACUGUCCACACAAUUGUUUUUUUUUACAACUUACAAUGAUUCUCGUGAGAUGGUGUUAUGACGUCAUCCUGUGAUAUAUAGGUGUGGAUGACUUUAUCAUCGCGGUCAUGUUACUACCAUGGCGCUUGCUGCCAUGCGCAGCAGCCUACUGCUGAAUCAUGUUCAAGUAGGAGUGCCUUUAUUCUGAUAAUGGUGCUGCUGUGCUGAGUCCAGCGUAUCCAUUGUUGUCUUACUCAACUAAAGACUGGUGUCAGGAGUCCAUGUUUCAAGACCAUGUGAAAGAAACUAUUGGGCCUGAGAUCAGAUGUCCUUUAAACAGUAGAAGGGAAUAUAAGAAUGCUCAGUAAGUGGUGGUUUGAGAGCCCAUACUGUGAAAGCCUGGUUACCUUCUCUAUUCAGCUAUUACAUUCCAAUCUCUGCCACUCCUGUCAUUUGCCAGCUUUGGUAAAUGACAGGAGUGGCAAGGAGUGGAAUGUUAGCUAAAAAGACUGGUAGCCAGACUAUUGAAAGCAUGAGAGGGAAGGCCGAGAAACUCUACUUUGUUUUGUCUGUAGCUGUCUCAGCCUGUUGUAUGGUAUCUACUAUCUAUCCAUACGUUUUGCAGUGUCACAUGCAUCCACAGUCCGCAACAACAGCUCAACAAAGUAUUGUGAAGUAGGCCAAAGGAAAAAACCUUGACUUUGAAGUUCCAGUGCACCAUUUCCUGUACCACCAGGGGAAAUGCUGCUGUCUGUCUGCUGUGUGUUGUUUUCUGUGGAUCUGACUGAUGGAGGCAGAGUCCCCCACACUUAUCUACAAUGCAACAACAGAGAUUACACUAAUUAUAUAUUUGUAUAAUUAUAACUAUGUCUUACCUUUCUAUUCUUUUGUCAGAGAAACGUAUUUACUCUUGGCAGAAUGGACUUGUUGGUUGACUGCUCUUUCAUUAUGAGCUCGGUCAUACCAUCAUACCUUCCCAGUCAUUAAGUAUAACAAAGCAUUGACUAGACAACCGUACAGUAUGAUGUUUAAAUACCUGAUGUUUACUUGAUUUACAACAUUGCCCCUGGCACAUUGUGGAAUGUCUUGACAGAAUACAGACCUCAGAUAUACAUGAUUAAUAAGCACGGAUUCUGUGCUGAUUAUGUUAGCUGAUACAAUGUCAUUUUAAUGACAAUUAUUCACAAACUAAAUAUAUUUUGUGUUGUUUUGUUCUUUUGGACGAUUCAUUUUUGGUAAUUUCCUGUGUAUUAUGCAUGACUAUUAUUUAAAAAAAGACAAAACAUUUGUCAGUUAUUGUCUCUGGUUCUAUGUCUCAGUUACACUCUGGUGAGCACUGUAGGACUUGAAAUAUUAGCUUUAAUCAUAUCUCAGUCAGACAUCAGUUGAGCUGUAAAGGAUGGAUAUAGAUAGCUUUACUAUGAGAUGUGUACGCUCUGUUGAUUUGAGACUUCCCACUUAUACAGAAGAGUUUCCUAACAUGCACAGAGGAAAACAAACUCUCAGCCUUAAAUAUCAGAUAUGUUCCCAAAGACUAAUUACAUCCCAGAUUAAUUGUCUUUCCAAAAAUACAUACUUUAUUUUGAGCUAUUCCUUUUUAUAGAUAUUUAUCUUGUCAAUGCUCCAUUAAUAGAUUCUGAGACUAUUUCUAAACUAUGUUUUGCCUUCUGUAGCUACUGUAUGUUCUGUAAUUGACUGAUGUUGUUCUUAAGUUGUAGUUUGUUGUUGUUGCAGUUUUAACAAAGUUCAAACCAUAAUUUAAACAGCAACGCAACAACACAUCAAUCAAUGCCCAGAAAUAUAUAUUUAAAGUAUGUUGUACAUGGUUCAUAAAACAACUGAUAACUGAUUUUUUUUAAAGCAUUUAUCAAUUGUUGCAGUAUUUAUAAGAAUGUAUUGGUUUUUUUGUUUUGUUUUCAGAACAAGGUGCUCUUAUUUUGUUGUUAACCUCAUUUUUGUGUAUACAUUUAGCAAAACGUGGACUGCACAUGGCAACGCAAUGUUAGCGUUACAAAUCGAGUAAACAUGUCAAAAAAAUACAAAAA
This is a messenger RNA of Oncorhynchus gorbuscha (pink salmon), 8715 nucleotides long. RefSeq names its product triadin-like. Gene Ontology annotation, molecular function: signaling receptor binding. Bases 459 to 5369 code for a protein of 1636 amino acids. Lineage: Eukaryota; Metazoa; Chordata; Actinopteri; Salmoniformes; Salmonidae. Gene Ontology annotation, cellular component: sarcoplasmic reticulum; membrane. The transcript has 58 exons. The record is from RefSeq and is a predicted model, not a curated record.